Molecule: messenger RNA, 2780 nt
Organism: Nannospalax galili (Upper Galilee mountains blind mole rat)
Lineage: Eukaryota; Metazoa; Chordata; Mammalia; Rodentia; Spalacidae
Product: C-C chemokine receptor type 1
Exons: 2
Coding region: 202-1269 (355 amino acids)
Biological process (GO): positive regulation of monocyte chemotaxis; immune response; G protein-coupled receptor signaling pathway
Cellular component (GO): cytoplasm; membrane
Molecular function (GO): C-C chemokine receptor activity; chemokine (C-C motif) ligand 5 binding; chemokine (C-C motif) ligand 7 binding
Source: RefSeq, a predicted model, not a curated record
CCAGAGUCCGAUCUCCAUCAUCUCACAGGAAACUGAGUACUUCCUACUUGGUCAAGACCUUGAACCUUGAAUUCAUAAAGACUCUCAAAGCCUCAGCUACAAAGGUCGUGUGGACGAAGUCCCCUGAAAGCAGAAGCCCACUGCCUUUAAUAGCAAAAUAAGUAAAGAAGUCAUUGUCCCUGACCUGGAGGAGAGGUCACAAUGGAGUCUUCAGCCACCACAGAGGACUACUAUUCAACCACCGAAUAUGACUAUGGGGACUCAACCCCAUGCGAAAAGACAGAUGUGCGGGCCUUUGGGGCUGGCCUACUGCCCCCCCUGUACUCCCUGGUGUUCAUCAUUGGUGUGGUGGGCAACAUACUGGUGGUACUGGUGCUCAUACAGUACAAGAGGCUCCAAAGCAUGACCAGCAUCUAUUUGUUCAACCUGGCCAUCUCUGACCUGGUCUUCCUCUUCACUUUGCCCUUCUGGAUUGACUACAAGUUGAAAGAUGACUGGGUUUUUGGUGAUGCCAUGUGUAAGCUUCUGUCUGGGUUUUAUUACCUGGGCUUGUACAGUGAAAUCUUUUUCAUUGUCCUGCUGACAAUUGACAGGUACCUGGCCAUUGUCCAUGCAGUGUUUGCCCUGCGGGCUCGGACUGUCACCUUUGGCAUCAUCACCAGCAUCAUCACCUGGGCCCUGGCCAUCUUGGCUUCCAUUCCUGGCUUGUACUUUUUCAAAGCCCAGUUGGAGGUCUCUCACCAUACCUGCAGCCCUCAUUUUCCCUACGAGAGCCUGAAGCAGUGGAAGCGAUUUCAGGCUCUAAAGCUAAACCUCCUUGGACUGAUUUUGCCUCUGUUGGUCAUGAUCAUUUGCUACACAGGGAUUAUUAACAUUCUACUCAGACGACCCAGUGAGAAGAAAGUCAAAGCCGUGCGUCUGAUACUUGUUAUCACGAUCCUCUUCUUCCUCCUCUGGACCCCCUACAAUCUGACUGUAUUUGUUUCUGCUUUCCAAGACGUCCUAUUCACCAAUCAGUGUGAGCAGAGCAAACAGCUGGACAUGGCCAUACAAGUGACUGAGGUGAUCGCCUACACCCACUGUUGUGUCAACCCAGUCAUCUAUGUCUUUGUGGGUGAGCGGUUCCGGAAGUACCUACAGCAGCUGUUCCAGAAGCAUGUGGCUAUGCCCCUAGCAAAAUGGCUACCCUUCCUCUCCAUAGACCGACUAGAGAGAGCCAGUUCUGUGUCUGCAUCCACAGGGGAGCAUGAGCUCUCUGUUGGCUUCUGACUCAAACCCCUGGAUGCCAACCAAGGCCCAGGGAAGAAUGAAGAAACAGUGUGGCUCUCCCAAACAGAUACUGACAGCUGGCAUAGUGACGACACCUAGUCUUGUGGAGUCAGAAGGAGUUGCAGGUGCUUAGGUAUAAGUUACCUCUCAAACUUUGAUGUUGUCCACAAACUUCUCCCUAUUGGAAAGGAGAUAAAUGAACAAAGAGACAUUUCAGAAGCUGGGACAAUGAGGUCAGGAAAAGAGUUGGGCACAAUAAAAUUAGAGUCUAUGGCUAUUAGCACUGACAAACAAAGCCAUUGCUCCUACCUAACUCCACUCCCCAGUUUUUGUGGACCAGUGAUGUCCACAAUUGUGCCCACCCUGAGUCCGGAAGUCAAUGGCAGUCCACAGUUUCAUUCCCACCAAAUGCCCACUCACAGUCCUAGCUCUUGGAAACUCUAGGGAAUCCUGUGAAAGAACCUGAGAUCUACUAGGGGACUGGUAUUAGCAAUAAGGUAGGAAAGCCUUUAGAGAUCUCUUUCUAACUCUAGCUCUAGCUCUAGCUCUCUCCUUCACACAGGGCCUCUUAUAGCUGAUUCUGGCCUGAAACUGGUUUAUGUAGCUAAGGCUGCCUUGACUUUCCAUGCUCCUACCUCCAUCUUCCAGGUGCUAUGACUCAGGUAUGUGCCACCACACUCUAUUUUACAGUGUUGGGGACUGAACCCAGGGCUUUGUGCAUGCUAGGCAAACACUCUCAGUUCAUCUCAAGCCCUGAGAGAGAAUUUCCUAAUUGUUAAAAUUAAACAUUUGCAGUAGCUUUUGCUAACCAAAAGAGAAGAGGUCUCUGGUUUCCAUGUGUCAUUCUUUUCUCUCUGAGUGUCUUUUAGAGUCUCUCUUCUUUGAAUGUUAGAUAGUGAGGGGUCUGGUUUAGUUCUUGUAGAUAUUAAUAAGAAGCAGGAAAAAUCAGGGUGGAUUUUCUUCUGGUCUCUAUGAGUCAGAGUUCUGGCUACCUCUUGAACCUACCAGCAUCAGAAUGGCCCACUGUACCAGCCAACCAUGUCUUGGCUGGGAGGGAAAAAAUGUCUAGUAGAAAGAUAGCCGCCUUUCUGGAGGACAAAGGGGACACACUGCCUCAAUGUGAGGGUUUGGGCAUCUCUUAACUAAAGUAACUUAUUUACCCAAAAUGCCCUUGACAUGUCGUCUCUGACCAAGGUGCCUACUUAUCAUUCCUGGCUCCCUUUUCCUUCAAAUGCGUAUUUCUUUGAAAUCUAAUUUCAUAAAACCAAAAAUUUCUAGAAAAGCUAAAAAAUACCAAGGAGUAGUAAAAUAUGGAAAUAACCCAGAAUUUCACUAUCCAAAGACACCCCACACCAUUUUGAAUCUGUGUUCAUUUAGUUUUUCUUUUUCUGUGUAUAUUUAUGAAUAUAACAAAGAUAGACCUUGGCUGGUGUCUCUGUUGUGCUAUUUUCAACUAGGAGUGUAUUGUGCUCACUCCCAGAAAUAAGGUCAAUAAAGCAUUUCAAAACGUU